CUAGGCUUCCUCGACAAAAUUUUGUUUUGGUCGUUUGUGUCGCGGGAGUGAAUGAAGGCGAGCGCAAUCCAACCUUGCCAUGGCGAUGCGCAGGCUGCUCAACUGCGCUCUUCGUGGGCGGAACUUCUGCUCAUCUCAAUCUGUUCCCGCUCAAUUGAGUUCUGUUCGCAGAAUUUCUGAGCCGGCUUCGACCCAUGGUGAGAUCGGCGAAGUCUCUGGGAUUCCUGAAACACAUCUGAAGCGCAAGGUGGUAAUUUAUUCUCCUUCCCGUUGUACUACACAAUCAGGGCCAGCAACGGAUCAAUGGAAGAUUAGCUUUGAAUCUGUAAACAAAUGGGAGAACCCUUUGAUGGGUUGGACUUCAACAGGGGACCCUUACCAUAGUGUAGGUGAGGCAUCUCUCAAUUUCGAUUCCAAGGAGAGGGCAGUAGAGUUCGCUGAGAAAUAUGGUUGGCAAUAUACGGUCCGGGAGCCUCAUCAAGCUGUUCUUAAGCCAAAAGCAUAUGCAGACAAUUUCAAAUGGAAAGGUCCUGUUCCAGAGUAUGAUUAGUUCUGAUCAUCUUAGAUAUAAUUUUCGAAGCCUUCUGAAUCAACUUGAUUUUGAAAAUUGAGAUCAGCCUUUUUGGUUCUGGAUAAAGUUUUACCUUACGAACUAUCAAUAAAGGAAGUUGUGGUCGAGAACUUGCUGUAUA
This is a messenger RNA of Physcomitrium patens, 692 nucleotides long. Its product is annotated as NADH dehydrogenase [ubiquinone] iron-sulfur protein 4, mitochondrial. NCBI's taxonomy places the organism in Eukaryota, Viridiplantae, Streptophyta, Bryopsida, Funariales, Funariaceae. Gene Ontology annotation, biological process: electron transport chain. The record is from RefSeq and is a predicted model, not a curated record.